GAGGCAAACAGCCGGUUGGAGAGGUCAUCACCGUCUUUACCACAGCAGCAGCACGGACAGACGGCUCUCUCCAUCUCCAUCCGUGCCUGCAGAGCGGGCUGUCUCCACACUUUUAAAACACCAUGAACAGGCCCAUCGUGCUAGUGACCUUCUGGUAACAGUCCUGAAAAUGCCCUAUGCGAGCUGCUCUGUGCUAGAAGAUGGCGGAGUCGGAUGGUGGGGAUUUUGCUUCGAAGCAUCCGCAGAACAGUAUGGCUAACAAGAAUAGCACCCUGCGCUGUACUUUCUCAGCCCCAAGCCACAGUGCCACCCUCCUUCAGGGCUUGUCGGUCUUGCGGGCUCAGGGCCAACUACUUGACGUCGUGCUGGCCAUCAACGAGGAGCGCUUCCAGGUCCACAAAGCUGUGCUGGCUGCCUGUAGUGAUUACUUCAGAGCAAUGUUUACCGGAGGCAUGAGGGAGUCAAAUCAAGAUACCAUUGAGCUGAAGGGUUUGUCUGCCCGUGGGCUGAAACAUAUUAUCGACUUUGCCUACAGCGCAGAAGUCACAUUAGACCUGGACUGUAUUCAGGAUGUGCUCGGAGCAGCUGUGUUUCUUCAGAUGGUCCCAGUCGUGGAACUCUGUGAGGAGUUCCUCAAGUCAGCGAUGAGCGUGGAGACCUGCCUGCACAUUGGCCAGAUGGCCACCACCUUCAGCCUGUCUUCCCUCAAGGAGUCAGUGGAUGCCUUCACCUUUCGUCACUUCCUCCAAAUCGCUGAGGAGGAGGACUUUCUGCACAUUCCCAUGGAGCGCCUUGUCUUCUUCCUGCAGAGCAACAAACUCAAGAACUGUAGUGAGAUCGAUCUCUUCCACGCUGCCAUCAGGUGGCUCCAGUAUGACGAGUCUCGCCGGGCUACUGCCAGCAGCGUUCUCUGCCAUGUCCGGUUCCCACUCAUGCGCUCCUCCGAGCUGGUGGAUAGUGUUCAGACGGUGGACAUCAUGGUGGAGGAUGUGCUGUGCCGCCAGUAUCUCCUCGAGGCCUUCAAUUACCAGAUCCUUCCCUUCCGACAGCAUGAGAUGCAGUCCUCGCGGACACUCAUUCGUUCUGACGUCAUGUCACUCAUCACAUUCGGUGGCACGCCGUACACUGACAACGACCGCACAGUGAGCACCAAGGUGUACUAUCUCCCUGACAUCACUUCCCGCCAGUUCAAAGAGCUGACAGAGAUGGAGACGGGCUGCAGCCAUGCUUGCGUUGCCGUUCUUGACAACUUUGUGUAUGUUGUUGGUGGACAGCACUUACAGUACCGCAGCGGCGAGGGCGCAGUGGACAGCUGUUUCCGGUACGACCCACACUUGAGCCAGUGGCUGCGUAUCCAACCCAUGCAGGAGGCCCGUAUUCAGUUUCAGCUCAACGUGCUACAUGGACAGCUGUAUGCCACCGGAGGGCGCAAUCGAUCUGGCAGUCUGUCAUCUGUGGAGUGUUACUGCCCAAAGAAGAACGAGUGGACGUAUGUGGAACCAUUAAAACGAAGGAUUUGGGGUCAUGCAGGGACUCCCUGUGGAGAAAAGCUGUAUAUCUCAGGGGGUUAUGGCGUCUCGCUGGAUGACAAGAAAACUCUUCACUGCUAUGACCCAGUAUCAGACCAGUGGGACUUUAGAGCUCCCAUGAAUGAACCCAGAGUACUGCAUGCCAUGAUCAGCACCAGGGAUCGGGUUUAUGCUCUGGGCGGUCGCAUGGACCAUGUGGACCGCUGUUUUGAUGUGCUGGCUGUCGAGUAUUACGUUCCAGAGAGCGACCAGUGGACCACUGUCAGUCCCAUGAGAGCAGGGCAGUCUGAGGCAGGCUGCUGCUUAUUGGACAGGAAGAUCUACAUCGUUGGAGGCUACAACUGGCACCUGAACAACGUCACAAGCAUCGUACAGGUGUAUAACACGGAGACAGAUGAGUGGGAGAGGGAUUUGCAUUUCCCAGAAUCUUUUGCCGGCAUCGCUUGUACACCGAUUAUACUUCCACAAAACACCACACAACGCUAACUGUCUGACCUGUGACUGUGAAGGUUUUAUUCCAUGUGCUCUUUCUGCCGACCAUUGAGUCAACACAAGGUGUGAACAUAAUGUAAGCUAUUUUUAUGUGUGUAUGUGUUAGUGUGUGUGUGUUUCUUUGAGAGAAUGACCUGACACCUACUAAGCAGCAUUGCACAGAAUUGUAUUAUUUUUUUAUCCUUGUUCUGGGUAAGAUGUGUCUAAUCAAAAGGCAGACGUUUGUUGAACAAAUUGUAAUUUGAAAACUCUAAACGGUUUUUACUUUGGGACAUGUUUAUGUUUAUGAUACAGAAACUAUUAAGAAACAACAAAGGUUUUGACAGUUUGUCAGUAUUUACAAAGCUUUUAGCAAGGUGAUGUUCAGAGUAACUUCCCAAUUGAAUUCAAUAAUGGAUUGAUUGGUUUAUUAUUACCAGUCUGAUUUUCAGUCAGUCAUGACUAUAUAAUCCAUCUUUUUUUUAUAAUAUAUGAUCAAUCUUUGAUUAUUGUACACUUUCCCAUUUGGAAAACAACAUCAUUGGCAAAUGAAAUGAAAAGAUAUAUAGUCCCUUUUCUUCCAAAAUACCAUUAGCAAAACGCACUUGUUAGCACAAAAUUAUUAAUAAUUCAAUUUGUAAAAGUGUUACAGUUUUACCAAUGAAGGUCUUAAGUUGUAGACAGCACAACUAGGCUCUAUGAUUUUGUCCCAUCAUUUUAUCAGACUAAGUGUGACUUACAAAAUCUCAUUUUUGAAUGAAAGUCUGAAGUCAAAAUUUGCUGUGCAAAGGUGUUAAGAGACUCAACUUUAUAUUCUUAGACAUUUUGAUUGUACAGUUGUGAUUUUUUUUUUGAUUUGUUGUUUUAUUAUUUAAACAACCAAGAUAACUGGAAAUCUUACUGUUUUUAUGUUUCCUCAAAUGUACUAAUUCAACAAACCACAAUGCACAGACUUGAUUGCACAAAUAAACACUGUUAGCACUAUAAACGCUUUUAGUAUUGGAUGUCUCAACUUUGAAUCAGUUAUCCACAUUAUGAUGUUAAUGUUUUUUUGUUUGUUUGUUGUUAAUUGCUACUGUCCUCAUGCUUCCUCAGCUUCCUCCCCCUAGACGUACCAUUGUGGACCUCUUAAGGCAGCUACAUAAAUCAAUGUAUGUGUCCAUGAGAAUGUCAGUGUGUGCAGCUGCUUUUUAUGUUAACCAAGUGCUACAUGCUGCAUUCAGUACAUUCUUUUGUCCAUAAACUUCAUUAACACAGUAACAUUUAACAUCGCAGGGGGUAAUUUUCCUUUUUUAAAAAGAAGCUGAGCUGUUGCUCAAACCUGCACAAAUCUCUAAUUUACUUGGGAAACAUGCUCUAACUAUCCUUUUGUCAUGGCUGAUACUGGCUCGUGUUUUUGUUUGACUUCAUUGCUGCACUUUUCAGAGCAGUGAGACAUUAGACAUCUGACUCUGCUGCUGAAAUUAUCGAUGUACUUAAUGUGUGUAGGAUGAAGCAAGCUUAAAGUUUUUUAUUUCUUUUUAAAAGUGACCAUCUGUAUGGGUGGUUCUCAAGCUGGGGGGUUGUGAGAUGUGACAAAGAGGGUGCAGACAGUUUCCACGUGAUCACUGAGUUUGCAUGGGGAUGUUGUGAGUCCCAAUACUAACCUUAUCAUUCUGGGGGUCAUGACUCGAAAAGGUUGAGAACCACUGAUCUAUAUGAUGGCAAGGAGUGUCCACCUUAAGACUGUCUCCUGUUUGCCUUAGUGUGUCUUGUCUUGUUUGACUUGUACCAGUAAAAGCACAUUAUAUUGUUGAAGUGUAAUAUAAAGGAAACUGCUGUAGUCUAAGGGGAAUGUAGACAUUUGUGUAGCUUUAUGUGCAUCCUUUAU
Molecule: messenger RNA, 3870 nt
Organism: Toxotes jaculatrix (banded archerfish)
Lineage: Eukaryota; Metazoa; Chordata; Actinopteri; Toxotidae
Gene: klhl26
Product: kelch-like family member 26
Exons: 3
Coding region: 201-2015 (604 amino acids)
Molecular function (GO): protein binding
Source: RefSeq, a predicted model, not a curated record